AUGAAAAUAAUAUUGUUAUAUCUCUUGCAUUCGAAUAAGAAGGUUAGAAAUUGUAAUGUGGAUCUGAUAUUGGAAAAGUAUUAUAUAUCUGUAAAUUUUAAUAGAUUUUACGUUAUGAUGCUAAAUCUUUAGGAGAUAGCCGUAUAUUAUUAGUUAUAUAUUAAUUAGAAUUAAAUCAUAAUAAUGGUUUAUUAUGUUGGGCUAAUUAUAAUGGAGCUAUUAAUUGUAAUCAAUUUCUAGCUUAUCUUUAUGAUGAGAGUAUCAAAUUAUUAUUAAAUAAAGAAGACAAAGACAAAUUAUAAAAUUAAUGAAAAAAUCAUUAAAUUUAAAAGUACAAAAAAUGUUUUGGACUCCUUUAAGAUCUGGUUUUGUUGUAAUAUAUUAAACAAUAAAUAAAAAAUAUUAAAAUUUAGUAGAAACAGUAAUGCUGAAAAUAAUCUUUUAAAUUUAUUAAUGUAAAAUUGA
This is a messenger RNA of Paramecium sonneborni, 465 nucleotides long. The record is from the annotation of a GenBank genome assembly. NCBI's taxonomy places the organism in Eukaryota, Ciliophora, Oligohymenophorea, Peniculida, Parameciidae.